Molecule: messenger RNA, 324 nt
Organism: Lymnaea stagnalis (great pond snail)
Lineage: Eukaryota; Metazoa; Mollusca; Gastropoda; Lymnaeidae
Source: the annotation of a GenBank genome assembly
CCACACAGUUGUCUCAUCAACAAAGCAUUCAAGAACAAGUGAAAAAUGCCUCUUUGGAGAGGAACUCUACCAUUGAGCAGCAACCGUUGGUUCAGAGACUCCAGCAACAAGAAACCGGGUCUGCCAUUCUUGAGUCAUCAAAGCAGACUCAUGGCUCAGGUGGGACGAAACUGACUGAACAGUUGCUCCAGCAGAAUAAAGUAGACCAGAUCCUUCAGCAAUCUAAAAUGGAGCAAGACAGUCUGGGUCGGCAAAAUAUUAUCUCUCGUAGAGACCAGCCUUCUUUGAGAUCUGUUACACCGACCUUGGUUCAUCAUAAUCCGC